AACAGCUGGAGUUACCCGUGUCGCGAUAUCUGGGGCAAGGCAAAGCAGCGCGACCGGCUGGUGAACACCUACUAUUCUAGGAGCCGCUCAACGAUCCCGUAUCUUUACCCGGCUGAACAUUAUUGGGCAUGAUAUCAUAUUGGACAUGGAGAUGCGAGCUUUUUGCAUGCUCUCGCCAGCUCAUUCAACUCCUUACUGAUGCUCUCUGCACACAUUCCCGGAACAGACACCACCAAAAGCCGAAUUUCAAGCAUGAUGUCGUGGUCGACUACCUGGCGAAACGCAUUACGGAGGGCAAGGCGGGUAUGAGGUCGGGUGAGAGCUUCUACAAGUAUCCAGGCAAGGAGGAAGGCAGCGCUGCAGAACCCGUUCUAUGCGGUGGACCAACCGGGUGCUGUACUUGGACGUGCCGAAGCACGAGAUGUGGUGGACGACGGUGAGCAGCAGCGCGGGGCGGAAGACGAGCACGAAAUGGAGAUUGCGGAGAUGGAGCAGAACGACCCUUGCAGGGUAGAGGUCGCUUCGGACGGGACGAUCUACAU
Messenger RNA from Tilletiaria anomala UBC 951, 542 nucleotides. RefSeq lists its product as uncharacterized. The transcript has 2 exons. Bases 129 to 440 code for a protein of 103 amino acids. The record is from RefSeq and is a predicted model, not a curated record. Lineage: Eukaryota; Fungi; Basidiomycota; Exobasidiomycetes; Georgefischeriales; Tilletiariaceae.